Molecule: messenger RNA, 3414 nt
Organism: Caenorhabditis angaria
Lineage: Eukaryota; Metazoa; Nematoda; Chromadorea; Rhabditida; Rhabditidae
Source: the annotation of a GenBank genome assembly
AUGUCGGAUGACACGAAAAAUCAGCACACUACUUUGAAUGUGACAAAAGCGGUGAGCAUUUUUUGGAUUUUCGAGCUCAAAUUCAAGAUUUUUGGUGCUAGAGAUUCCGACAAAAAAUUUUGGAAAAAAUUUACUGUUUCAGGAAUUCUCAUAGAACAUUAAUUUAUCUAGGUUUAUAAUAGCUUUAUGUUUCAUCUCACAAUAUUUAAAAUUUCAGCCAAAAAGUUUCCAGUUGAACACGGUGAAAUUUCAAAAAAAAAUUACAAAAGUUUACUGUUUCAAAGAAUGUUUAUAAAUUUAUAACAAUAAUUAUUUUUAAUCGAAUUACCUCUUUCAUGGGAGACUAUAAAUUACAACAAAAAAUUCAGAUUCAAAAAUUUAGCCAAAAAAUUACUGUUUCAAAAAAUGUUCAUUAAUUUUUUGAAAUUUAUUUAUCUCAGUUCAUCAAUAUAUGAGGAUUAGCAUAAACAAAGAAAAAUUAUGAAUUUCAGCCAAAAAACCAGCAUUUUUGAUUGACAAAAAUUCACUGUUUCAAAAAAUCUUUAUAAAUUUAUAACAGUAUUUUUUUUUAAUUCACAUGUCUUGUGGGAAAAUUAUAAAUUUCAUGUCGAAAAUUCCAGAUCCAAAAACUUAGACAAAAAUUUACUGUUUCAAAAAAUCUUGAUAUUUUUAUAACAGUAAUUUCUUCAGUUCGUACUUCAUAGUGGUGGUAAAUUAUAAAUUACAACCAAAAAAAUCCAGAUUCAAAAUAAAGUACAAAAAUCUACUGUUUCAAAAAUUUUUCAUUGAUUUUUGAAAUUGAUUUAUUUUAGUUGAUCAAAAUUGAGGACAAAGAAAAAUUAUGAAUUUUAGCCAAAAAAACUGAAUUUUUGGUUGGCCAAAGUUCACUGUUUCAAGAAAUCGUUAUAAAUUCAUAACAGUUAUUAUUUUUAAUUCGCGCCUUCUCUCCGGGAAAUUAUAGAAUUAAUUGUUUUUCGGGAAAUUAUAAAUUUCAUGUCAAAUUCCAGAUCCAAAAACUUAGACAAAAAUUUACUGUUUCAAAAAUUGUUCAUUAAUUUUUUGAAAGUGAUUUAAUUUAGUUUAUCAAAAAAAAAAAGACGACAAAGAAAAAUUAUGAAUUUUUGUUUAGCAAAAAUUCACUGUUUCAAAAAAUCUUGAUAAAUUUAUCAGAAUAAUUUUUAUCGAUUCCAAAGUUAGAGAACUCAAAAAAAUGAAAACCGUGAAUUUUUUUCAAAAUUUUCAGCCAAAAAUAUUUGAUCAUCUAAAAAUCCCCCACAAAAACUCACCUAAAUUUGCAGGCCGUCUCUGUAGCUGGCACAGUCGCCAAAUCCACUCCCCUAAGUGCCGUAGGUGUUGCGUUAGACGUGGCCGACGUGGGUCUAAGUGUCUACGAUGAUCGUAAGAAUUCGACGACUCGCAAUACGGUCACAACAAUUUCGGCGACCACGGCUGGAUUUGGUGGAGGUGUGGCUGGUGGAUUGGUGGGAGCCACUGCUGGAACUGCGAUUUGUCCAGGUAAGAAGGGGAUUUUUGGCGCGGGGAAACUGAUCUUUUUGAUAUUUUCUCAUAAUUUUUGCAGAAAUUGGGAGAAAAUAUGAUUUUUGAUUCUGAUUUUGAGAAUUUUUCACUGUUUCAAAAAAAUUAGAUAUUUUUGUAGGUUUUUAAUUUUUAAUUAAAACACGGAUGUUAUUUUUGGAGCUCUAAUUUUAGAAAAAAAAUCUGAAAUUUAAAAAAUUAUGCAUUUUUGAAUUUUCAUUGUUUCAAAAAUUCUUCAAAUUUUUUAGUUGCUCACAAAACAGCUUGAAAUCGAAGGUACUAUUUCGGGAAAAAUUUUUUGUUGAAAAUUUUUCACUGUUUCAAAAAUUUCUUAUAAUUUUUUGAGUUUUUCUACUUCAAUGUUAAGAGCAUGUAUACUUCAUUCAAAUAAUUCCAGAAAUUAAACAAAAAAUCUCCAAAAUCUAGUCAACACACCCGCUCAAACAAUGAAAAAAUUAGCAAAAUGCUGUUCUCAUUGGCGUACCAAUUUUAGCUACCUUAGAGGUCGUUAUAUGAAAAACUAAAAAUAGCAUUAGAAUCAGCGUCUCAAGAUCUACAUUAAACUAUGUUACUCAUAUUUUUAGGGGUCCUGCGAAGAAAGUUACGAUUUGCGUCGAGACCACGCGGUUAAAUAAAUACGUGUUCCUUUAAUCAGCAACGUAAAUCAAUGAAAUAAUUGGCGUACCAAUUUUCGUUAGGAAAACAGGCGUUAGAGAAAAAUGAAAAAUACCACGAGAUUCAGCGUGUCGAGAUCUACAUUAAACCAUAAGAUUCAUAAUUCCUAGGAGCCCAGGAAGGCCAGCUUUUCGAGACCCAAUAAAUUAAUAAAUGUAUGUUCCUUUGAACGAACAAAACAUGGUGAAUUUUCGAGAGACGCAGAGACGCUGAUCAAAGGGACAUGUAUUUAUUUAACCGCGUGGUCUCGACGCAAAUCGUAACUUUCUUCGCAGGACCCCUAAAAAUAUGAGUCACAUAGUUUAAUGUAGAUCUUGAGACGCUGAUUCUAAUGGUAUUUUUAGUUUUUCAUAUAACGACCUCUAAGUUAUCGAAAAUUGGUACGCCAAUGAGAACAGCAUUUUUCUUAUUUUUUCAUUGUUUGAGCGGGUGUGUGUGUCAAACAUCCCUGAUUUUUUCCAAAAAAAAAUCAUAUUUUUUCACUGUUUCAAAAAUUUCUAAUAUUUUUUGAGGUCCAGAUGUUUGAUUUCUCAGCAUUGUUUUAAACCCAAAAAUUAUACGUUUCAAAAAUUCUUCAAAUUUUUGUAGCUUCUUAAAAAAACUGAUUCUAUGUAUUUGGUUAUAUUCCGAACAUUUUCUGUUGAAUUUUUUCACUGUUUCAAAAUGUUAUUAAUAAUUUUUUGAAUUUUUGUACAAUUAGUAUUCCACACAAAGAAGACUCUAAUUUCGGAAAAGAAAAUUUCAAAAAAAUUCCUUAUUUUUUCACUGUUUCAAAAAUUUCUAAUUUUUUUUUGAGGUCCAGAUGUUUGAUUUCUCAGCAAAAUAAUACGUUUCAAAAAUUCUUCAAAUUUUCGAGUUUCUUACAAAAGCUGAUUCAAUUUGGUUAUAUUCCGAACAUUUUCUGUUGAAACUUUUCACUGUUUCAAAAAAAUUUGAUAGUUUUUUCAACUACAUAACAAUGUUUGGUCAACUUCUCGUUAAAAAAUUCUGAUUCCAGGCAUUGGCACAAUAGUUGGUGGAAUAGUUGGUGGUGUAAUUGGUGGAGUUGGAGCUAGAUUUGGAGCAAAAAAAGCAAUCAAUAAAGUUGGCGAUGAUUUGGAGUAUGAUAUCGAGAUUUUGGUUUGCUCGAAAUGUGGUGAACAAUUUGAAUGCCAUGUUUAUAAAACCGGAAGGGCUAAGAGUUUAUGUGAAGAUUGUAGGUGA